This is a messenger RNA of Physeter macrocephalus (sperm whale), 1793 nucleotides long. RefSeq names its product ras homolog family member A (gene RHOA). Gene Ontology annotation, molecular function: protein kinase binding; GTPase activity; GTP binding. The transcript has 8 exons. The record is from RefSeq and is a predicted model, not a curated record. Gene Ontology annotation, cellular component: dendritic spine; cleavage furrow; cytosol. NCBI's taxonomy places the organism in Eukaryota, Metazoa, Chordata, Mammalia, Artiodactyla, Physeteridae. The coding region runs from base 483 to 1064 and encodes 193 amino acids. Gene Ontology annotation, biological process: Rho protein signal transduction; stress fiber assembly.
CGCGCACGUCUCUCCCCGCCCUCCCGCCGCCGUCGCCGCCCGCUCUUGCUUUCUCGCGCUCUCCGCCCGUUGCUCUCUGUGGGUUCUCUCGGUAGUCCGCCGCAGCCUCCUCAGCCAGCCGCCGUAGUCUUCGAGCUUGCGACUCGCGGACAGGAGUCCUCGGCGCGGAGAGGCCGCACUCGGAGUCGUCGCCUGAGUACCUUUCAUCUGAGAAGUUCAAGGCACUUCGUAGAACUUCUGCCACACAGGCCGUGGGUCUUGCAGCACAUUUGUAAGUUGCCUCAGCACCAUUUGUUGAAAAGGCUGUUUUUCCUCUAUUGGAUUGUCUUGGCAUCCUCGUUGAAAACUGUUUGACCCUAAGAACCUCCUUAGAAGUGGCAAGAGUGGAUAGAACCUCCUUAGAAGUGGCAAGAGUGGACUUCCUUGUCUUGUUCCUGAUGUUGGGGAAAAGCUUUCAAUAUGUUCAUCAUUAAGUAUAAUCAAUGGCUGCCAUCCGGAAGAAACUGGUGAUUGUUGGAGAUGGAGCCUGUGGCAAGACUUGCUUGCUCAUUGUCUUUAGCAAGGACCAGUUCCCAGAGGUGUAUGUACCUACGGUGUUUGAGAACUAUGUGGCAGAUAUUGAAGUGGACGGAAAGCAGGUAGAGUUGGCUUUGUGGGACACAGCUGGGCAGGAAGAUUAUGAUCGCUUGAGGCCUCUCUCCUACCCGGAUACUGAUGUUAUACUGAUGUGUUUCUCCAUUGACAGCCCUGAUAGUUUAGAAAACAUCCCAGAAAAAUGGACUCCAGAAGUCAAGCAUUUCUGUCCCAACGUGCCCAUCAUCCUGGUUGGGAACAAGAAGGAUCUUCGAAAUGAUGAGCACACAAGGCGGGAGCUAGCCAAGAUGAAGCAGGAGCCAGUAAAACCAGAAGAAGGCAGAGAUAUGGCAAACAGGAUUGGCGCUUUUGGGUACAUGGAGUGUUCAGCAAAGACCAAAGAUGGAGUGAGGGAGGUUUUUGAAAUGGCCACGAGAGCUGCUCUGCAAGCCAGACGUGGGAAGAAAAAAUCUGGGUGCCUUGUCUUGUGAAACCCUGCUGCAAGCACAGCCCUCAUGCGGUUAAUUUUGAAGUGCUGUUUAUUAAUCUUAGUGUAUGAUUACUGGCCUUUUUCAUUUAUCUAUAAUUUACCUAAGAUUACAAAUCAGAAGUCAUCUUGCUACCAGUAUUUAGAAGCCAACCAUGAUUAUUAAUGAUGUCCAACCCACCUGACCCACCAGGGUCCUUCUGACACUGCUCUAACAGCCCUCCUCUGCACUCCCACCUGACACACUAGGCGCUAAUUCAAGGAAUUUCCUAACUUCUUGCUUCUUUCUAGAAGAGAAACAGUUGGUAACUUUUGUGAAUUAGGCUGUAACUACUUUAUAACUAACAUGUCCUGCCUAUCAUCUUUCAGCUGCAAGGUACUCUGGUGAGUCACCACUUCAGAGCUUUACUCAUUUUAACAGAUUUCAUUGGCAUAGCUCUGGGUGGCAAUCCAGUUUUUUGAAAAUGUGCUCAGCCAGAAAAGCCCACAUCCAAGCAGCUGUGGCAAAGUUACAGUUCUGUGGUUUCAUGUUAGUUACCUUAUAGUUACUGUGUAAUUAGUGCCGCUUAAUGUAUGUUACCAAAAAUAAAUAUAUCUACCCCAGACUAGAUGUAGUAUUUUUUUGUAUAAUUGGAUUUCCUAAUACUGAUAUUUGUCAUCCUCACAGAAAGUGUAUUGGUUUUUUUUUUUAAAAAGAAAGUGUAUUUGAAAAUAAAGUCAGAUGGAAAAUUCA